AUGCAUAUUGCGACUACAUUACAAAUUGAAAAAGGACCGCGGAAAGUAUUAAAGCGUGCUUGGGAACGUCCACCAUUUAUGGUUGCAAAACGGAAUGCUCGAGAACGAACACGGGUUCAUGCUGUUAAUCAGGCUUUUGUUGCAUUGAAAUUUCACCUCCCGGCAAUACGCUCCAACACAAAACGCGUGUCGAAAUUGAAAAUUCUGAGGGCUGCUAUUGAUUACAUUGCUGCGCUGACCGAUUUACUUCACUCCGAGAAUGCGGAUUUUUCGAAGCUCAAUGUGUCAAGCUAUUCUUUUGAUAAUACCAUGAACGUCUCAUCUCGCUCUAGGCAAGAAAAUCAAGUAUCAAGUAAGGAUAACAUGAUGAAGAUAGAAGAAUCGGAACAACGUCAACAGCGCACCAUACCUCAAAACACCUAUAGUGCUGCCCAAUGUUACGGCAAGCAGUACUGGCUAGCCGGUCAUCCCGUGUCAAAUUAA
This is a messenger RNA of Loa loa (African eye worm), 483 nucleotides long. Its product is annotated as helix-loop-helix DNA-binding domain-containing protein. Gene Ontology annotation, biological process: regulation of transcription by RNA polymerase II; developmental process. The coding region runs from base 1 to 483 and encodes 160 amino acids. The transcript is spliced from 4 exons. Gene Ontology annotation, molecular function: RNA polymerase II transcription regulatory region sequence-specific DNA binding; DNA-binding transcription factor activity, RNA polymerase II-specific; protein dimerization activity. The record is from RefSeq and is a predicted model, not a curated record. Lineage: Eukaryota; Metazoa; Nematoda; Chromadorea; Rhabditida; Onchocercidae.